AUGCUAUUAGUACGAAUCGUUCUGAUUUCUCUACUGGUUGAAUUUAUUCCAGAAUCAUUCGCAAAAGUUUGGUGCCCAAAAAACCAAAGUGGAUUCAUUUUGACUUGUGCUUUUAAAUGUUGUAAAAGCGUGGAUUCCAGCUAUGAGGAUUAUUAUUGUUGCGAUUUAGAUGAUCAAACUUUAGUUGAUGAAAAUACGAUUGAAAGCGAUGGCUCGCAAUCUUCGCGGUCUGAAAGAUUCGUUGCCUACACUUCAAAUAUGCCAAAUAUUCAGAUCGACUACACACUCCUUAUAAUUGGAUUAAUAAUUAGUAUCGUAUUGAGUGUAUUGUGUUCAUUGUUUUGUUGUCUUCUAUGUAACGGUUGUUGGUUACAUCGUCGAAGAAAUCCUCAAAUGUACGAAUCAGUUCAGGAAACAGGAUUUUACCCACUUUGCUGUGGUUUUGGUAUACCUGUGGGUACAGUGGUAUUCAGUACUCAUCCACCGCAAUUCCGCGAUGAAAAUGAACUAUAUCAUGGAUCGUCAACAUCAUCAAUAGCGAAUCGUGGCCGAGUGAGAUUUCAUGAAGAUGGUACAUCAAAAGGUGUAUUAAAACCAAAUUCCUUGCAAUAG
Dracunculus medinensis (Guinea worm) is the source of this 612-nucleotide messenger RNA. The record is from the annotation of a GenBank genome assembly. NCBI's taxonomy places the organism in Eukaryota, Metazoa, Nematoda, Chromadorea, Rhabditida, Dracunculidae.